This is a messenger RNA of Folsomia candida, 378 nucleotides long. RefSeq names its product prolyl 4-hydroxylase subunit alpha-2-like. NCBI's taxonomy places the organism in Eukaryota, Metazoa, Arthropoda, Collembola, Entomobryomorpha, Isotomidae. The transcript has 4 exons. Gene Ontology annotation, molecular function: procollagen-proline 4-dioxygenase activity. The record is from RefSeq and is a predicted model, not a curated record. Gene Ontology annotation, biological process: peptidyl-proline hydroxylation to 4-hydroxy-L-proline. The coding region runs from base 1 to 378 and encodes 125 amino acids. Gene Ontology annotation, cellular component: endoplasmic reticulum.
AUGUUCCAUUGUGGGGGCUUGAGGGCGCACAAUGAUGCAGCUGGACACUACGACGAAAAUGACCCCGAUUUGGCCUGGGACAAGACUAAUUAUGUGGACAGACUCAAGACAAUGCUGAUUUAUCUGAGCGACAUUGACGUCGGCGGGAUCACCGCCUUUACAAAUCUUGGCGUAGCGGUACGUCCAACGAAAGGCUCGGCAUUAUUCUGGAGUAACUAUGCAUCAAAUGCGGAGGACUUGGAUCCCCUAAUUACUCAUGCGGGCUGCCCCGUCCUGCUCGGGAUCAAGAGUUAUGCCACCUUGUGGAUUACCAAGAGCGCCAAUAUGCUCAUGAAGAAAUGUCCACGAAAAUCUUUACACUCAGAGCAAAAUCGCUAA